GGCAGUCAGCACCGAGCAUCCAGCCUGAGCGUUUCGUGUCGACUUGUGUUUUUUUAAAAACUCAACACAUUUUAUAAACAAUAAUACGCUCGGUACUGCUUAUUUUAAUCGUCACGUUUAAAUUUAAAUUCAAAUUUUACAUAAUGAGUAACAAAUAAUAUAUAUAAUUAUAAUUAAAUAUAUAACAAACUAAUAAUAAAAAAUAAUAAUAAUAAUAGUAAUAAUAAUAAUAAUGAUUAUUAUUGUAAAAUAAAUCAACGUAAUGUGAAAAUUUUGGCGGGCUAGUUAAAUUUAAAAAAAAAAUUUAAAUUACCCGCGUAAUUGCUGGCUGGCAUUAUGGCAUUCAAAUGCCGCGUACAUCAGUUAUUAAAUUACUCUCGUGUAUCUAAUGAGCUGUUGUUGUUAUUAAUGUGCAAAUUAGUGAUCGUGUCGCGGAUACCGGUUGUUAAAAAAAUAAAAAACAAGCAUCUGUCAGUGUUUAUUCCCAGGUUUUGAUCUGUGAAUUAAAGCAAUAAAUAAUUACUAAUGAAAACGGUGGAUUUACCCGGGAAAACGUUUUGUUUAUUUACAAUAAAUAGCAGAUAUUUUUGUUUUUAAUAUUAACGACGUGAUGCACUAUCGUAAAUUUAUUUUCGUUACCGAUUGUCUUAAAUUUUUACAGUAUUGUGCUACGGAUUGUCCUAGUCUUUAUACACGCGCGAGAAGAGAAUAAUUAAAUAUUAAUUAUUAAGUGUUUUUAAAUAAAUAAAUAAAGGUGCAGUGUUUUAGGUUGAGGACAUUUAAAAUUUUUAUUUAAAAUCUAACUCUUUUAUUUUCCACUCUAAUCUCUUCUCUUUAUCUUUACUCUGAUACUAUUUUAAUAAUUUAAAUUUAAAUAAUUAGUUGGUGGUUAUUUAAAGUGAGGAAAUUUAUUAAGUGAUAUUUUAAAUUUAAAAUUUGAAAAUAUUUUUUAAAUAUUGUUGGUAAAAAAAAUAUAAUCGAAGAGUAAAAAGGUGGUAGUGAGAAAACGUUGACGCCCGAUCGGCCCCGUCGGCGGACGGUCGGCGCGAUUUAUUAAAACACAAUAAUGCCGCACGUGAGCAGCAGCGGCGGCGGAGAUGAUCUCGGCAGUGAGGACGAGGUCAAGGUUUUCAAGGAUGAAGGCGAGGACGAGAAAAGAUCCUCGGAGAACCUUACCGAGGAGAAGAGUUCACUUAUUGAUCUUACCGAGUCUGAGGAAAAAGGAUCACUUGCUGGUGGUGCUUAUACAAGUAAGGCCUCUUCGAGGUCUGAUCUCAGUCCUGUCUUUGGCAAAGUGGAUCCAACGCCGCACACCUCGUCAUUCAACAUGGGUUAUCUCGUGUCACCAUAUCCCUAUCCAAAUGGUGCCGGUGGACCUAUUCCAGUAUCUAUGGCGAGUAAAAUGGGUCUUGCCGGCACGCAUCCAAGCGGCUUACCGUUCUUUUGCGGGAACGGUGACCACCUAACGCAACCACCGCCUGCACACAUGGGGAUACCACCUUACGGAGCAUUGGACGCAGGCAAGGCGGCCGCGGCUGCCGGUGAGUACUGGCCAGCACCCCAACACGGUCCAUCCUCACACCCUGCACACUGGAAGCGACUUCUUGCAGCAGCAGCCUCCACAGGUUUAACGAGAGCCCCGAUGUACCCCUUCUCGACGGGGCAGUAUCCAUAUCCCAUGUUAAGUCCAGAUAUGACGCAGGUGGCAUCGUGGCAUACGCCAGGCAUGUAUCCUAUUUCACCAGCGAGUGCCGGGUUUAGAAGUCCAUAUCCCACGAGCUUACCUAUUACAAGUUCAAGUUUACCCAGUGAUCUUUAUCGGUUUUCACCAACGGGCCUCAUGCCUCCUCAUCCAGGACUGAGUCCGCACGCACAUGCUUUAGCGUCUCAUGCGUUAGUCUCAUCGGCGCCUAAAGCGGAUCAUUCUACCUUGGAUCACAAUCACAGGUCUUCAAUGGACCAGAAAAACUCGUCGUCUUUGUCAUCAGACAUCACAAAAACACAAGACACUGGACAGCAAAAUAAUCAAGACAAAAAGAAACCCCACAUAAAGAAGCCUUUAAACGCUUUUAUGCUGUAUAUGAAAGAAAUGAGAGCGAAAGUGGUGGCAGAGUGUACCUUAAAAGAAAGUGCUGCAAUCAACCAAAUUUUAGGAAGACGGUGGCAUUCGCUAAGCCGGGAGGAGCAGGCGCGGUAUUAUGAGGCGGCCAGGCAGGAGCGCCAUCUCCAUCAGCAGCGCUACCCCGGCUGGAGUGCCAGGGAUAACUACGGAUACGGCAGCAAGAAGAAGAAGAGGAAGAAAGAACGCUCCGCAGAUCCCACCGGAGGUAAUAAUAUGAAAAAAUGUCGCGCGAGGUAUGGAUUAGAUCAACAAAGCCAAUGGUGCAAACCCUGCAGACGUAAGAAGAAAUGUAUCAGAUACAUGGGUGAGGGAGGAGACGGCGACGUUGAGGGUGAUGGUGACGGUGACGACGAUCACUCGGAAGACAAUUUGGGGAGCGUCGGGGAAGCUGGAACUCCCGAAGACGACGAAUCACUGAGUAGUCCCGGUGGAUUGUCGGCAUUGUCGAGUCUGGCGAGUCCUUCACUGGUUCUCCCAUCGCCUGCGAGUCUCGCGAGUCCAUGUCCCUGUCCACUGACGCCUCCAGUGCCUCCGCAGUCUCAGUCGUCGAUUUCCAUGAAUCAAAAUCCCGUACAAGCGGUACCGCACCGUAACCCCGUGGGUACAAACCCCCACGACAUAAACAAUCCGCUAAGCGUUAAUCAAUUAACUGGUCAGUGUAUAAAGAGUGAAGUUAAUCAAGGACCUUCGGGUCCUUCCAACCCGGCGAUCAGUGUUACGUAGCCCUGGAUGGCCCCAAGUGACAAGACUCUCUUACGAUUCGGUGUCAUCGGGGUUUAUAUUUUUAAAUUUAUUAUUAAAACAAUAAUAAUUAUAAAUAUUAUUAUUAUUAUUAUUAAUAUUAAAGAAAAAUUUUUUUAUUUAUUUAGCCGCAGCGACUCAGUUGAUCAGCUCGAGGCAAAUAAAUCGAUAUACCAGUUAAUUAUAUAAAUAUAUAAUUAAUUAAUAAAUAAAUAAUAAUGAUAAUUAAAGAUAAAGUAAUGAUAGAUGAUAAAUGAUGUAAAAAAAAAAAAUACUCAGGACCAAGUGUCUAGCUGUAUAAUCCACCUCGAGAAGCCUCUCGUGCAAUUAAUAUUUAAAAUUACAGUGACUGAUUUUAUUAAAGACAACUGGAGGUUGAUUUUUACAGCUUGUAGUCCUUGUUAUGUUGUGAUGCCAAUGACUGAUUGAGGUCAUGUUCCUGUGCCAGGUACUAUAUUCUAUUAAAUUUAUAAAUAAUUAAAUUAAAUUUAAUAUUUAAUUACGAUAAUUAUAAAUAUUAUUGUAAUUUUUAUUUUAUUUAAUCAGAUAGUUAAUUUUAAUAAUAAAUUUAUUAACAUUUAUUAUUAUUAAGUUUAUUAUUAAUUAAUAAACAAGGAAUACACGUGUCAAAAUACAUUUUUCUGUAUGUAAUUUGUUAUUUUUUUAAAAGUCUAUACAGUGCGAUUUUAAAUUUACGUUUAAGACAAUUAUUAAUUUUUUUAUUUUGUUUUUAAACAACAAGUCGUUUUUUUAUGAGUAAUGCGUCUUUUUUUAAUUACGGUACAUUUUAAAUUUAUUUUUAUGAAAUGAGAUGAAAGGAAAAUGACAAUUAUAAUGAGUGUUUUUAUACUGAACAAUUUGAUCUCCAGUUUUUUAUGACAUAAAAAUAUUUCGUAAAUUUUAAGUGCAUUUUUAGUUGAAGAUUAAACAGAAAUUUUUUAUUUCAUUUCGGACAUUACCCUAGCAGACCUGAAUUACGGUAUUUAUCGUAAAUUACCGUAUUUCGCGGCAAUAUACCGCAUCACUACGGUAAAUUUCCGCUUUUUGCAGUAUUUACGGUAAUUUACCGGAAAUCGCGGUAGUUUAGUUCAAUUGCGGCAAUUUACCGCAACUUUUGGAAUUUUUUCUACCGUAAACACGGUAUAAUACUUUAUUUUACGAUAAAAUACCGUAAUUUUCAGUAAUUCACACGGUUACGAUGAAAUACUACAAUUUUACCGCACUUUUGCGAUAAUGUACCACAAUUUAAUGUAUAUUUACGGUAAAUUACCGUAGCUUUGUCAUAAAACGCCACAAUUUACGAUAAAAUACCGAAUUUUACUGUAAUUUUUCCGUAUACCAUAAAUUACGAUAAUGACCGCAAAUUACGAAACCGAAAGCUAUUAUAAUUACCGUAAAUUGCUGUAAAUAUCGUAAAUUAUGAUUAUUACCGUAAAUUACGAUCAUCCCGUAAAUUACUAUAAUUACCGCAAAUUACGUUACCGUAAGUUAUAAAUAUUACCGUAAAUUGCUGUAAAUACUGUAAAUUAUUAUCAUUACCGUAAAUUACGAUGAUUAUCGCAAUUUACGUUACCGUAAGUUACGAUGAAUAUCGCAAUUUACGUUACCGUUAAUAACGAAUAUUACCGUAAAGUGCGAUAAUUACCGCAAUUUACGUUACCUUAAGUUACGAAUAUUACCGUAAAUUGCUGUAAAUGCCGUAAAUUACUAUCAUGCCAUAAAUUACGAUAAUUACAAUAAUUACCGCAACUAACGUUACCGUAAGUUACGACUAGUACCGUAAAUUGCGAUAAUUACCGUAAAUUAAAUUACCGUAAUUACUGUAAUUUGUAUCCGCAAGGGUAAUUUUUUUUAACAAAAAUAAUUAUCAAUGUCUGUUAUAUUUUUAUUUUUCCGCUCCCUUUUUCGACAAGUUUGUAAGUGUUUAAAAAAAAAUUUUAA
Messenger RNA from Microplitis demolitor, 4804 nucleotides. RefSeq names its product protein pangolin, isoforms A/H/I/S. Lineage: Eukaryota; Metazoa; Arthropoda; Insecta; Hymenoptera; Braconidae. The transcript is spliced from 12 exons. Gene Ontology annotation, molecular function: DNA-binding transcription factor activity, RNA polymerase II-specific; RNA polymerase II cis-regulatory region sequence-specific DNA binding. The record is from RefSeq and is a predicted model, not a curated record. Bases 1067 to 2845 code for a protein of 592 amino acids. Gene Ontology annotation, cellular component: beta-catenin-TCF complex. Gene Ontology annotation, biological process: canonical Wnt signaling pathway; regulation of transcription by RNA polymerase II.